GGCGAAAUCAACUGGGAGUGCCCCUGCCUCGGCGGAAUGGCGCACGGGCCCUGCGGCGAGGACUUCAAGGCCGCGUUCUCGUGCUUCGUGUACUCGUCGCAGGAGCCGAAGGGCAUCGAGUGCAUCGACAAGUUCAAGAACAUGCAGGACUGCUUCAGAAAGUACCCGGAGGUGUACUCGGAGGAGCUGAGAGACGAGGACGCGGUCGAGAGAGAG
Messenger RNA from Pichia membranifaciens NRRL Y-2026, 216 nucleotides. RefSeq lists its product as hypothetical. Gene Ontology annotation, molecular function: protein-disulfide reductase activity. The annotation marks the transcript as partial. Gene Ontology annotation, cellular component: mitochondrial intermembrane space. Lineage: Eukaryota; Fungi; Ascomycota; Pichiomycetes; Pichiales; Pichiaceae. The record is from RefSeq and is a predicted model, not a curated record. Gene Ontology annotation, biological process: protein import into mitochondrial intermembrane space. The transcript has a single exon.